Molecule: messenger RNA, 429 nt
Organism: Symbiodinium natans
Lineage: Eukaryota; Dinophyceae; Suessiales; Symbiodiniaceae
Source: the annotation of a GenBank genome assembly
AUGGACCACUCCGACGAGGUGGCUUUUCUGAGGGAGGAAGUUUCUCGUCUCAGGCAUCAUGUUGCCAUUCUGCAAGGGGACCUGUCGGGCGCUCAUCUGACUGCAGAAGGGCUUCUCGCGCGUGUCCUCGCUCUGGAGCAAUCGUCCAGCGGGCACACCGUCCGGCUGUCUGACAUGGAGGCUGACCUCGAGCUUUGCAGCACUCGUCUGGCAGAGGUCCAGGCCUCCCUUUGUGCAGUCUGUCCUUUGCUCUGUGCUCCGACAGUUGGGAAAUCGACCCUAGCCGUGACCGUCGCCUACCUCAUCCUCGGAGGAUCGGGUUGUGACACGCCCUUCUACCAGAGACCGGCUUCUGUGGAGCUGUUUUGGUUUUGGCUCUGCAUUUGGAACUUUGAUUUCACUGGAGCUACGUUACAAUACUCGGCUUGA